Molecule: messenger RNA, 345 nt
Organism: Aspergillus welwitschiae
Lineage: Eukaryota; Fungi; Ascomycota; Eurotiomycetes; Eurotiales; Aspergillaceae
Exons: 1
Coding region: 32-190 (52 amino acids)
Source: RefSeq, a predicted model, not a curated record
AGUAGAAUAGUAUAUUAGAUAGGAUAGUCUGAUGCACGCAGGAGGGUCGGCUGGCACCUGCUGUGUGUUUUUCAAUCUGGCGUUGUUCUUCUUCUUAUUUUACCCUCAUGAAGUGAAGUUUAUUUUAUCUGCAAGUGAUGAUGUGGGGGACAUGGUCUAUAUAUCUACACGAGUGAUGUAUAUAAAUUGAGUUUGACAUCAUGAUCGACAGACAGAUGCCAUUUACUCAGUGAUGCAGCCAGUAGCUACGUAGCUAGCUAGUUGGUCCGAUCCACAUGACAGUAUCAACAAAGAGCAAACAAACCUACUACUAAGUACUUACUGAAGAACAAAAUACUACAGUAC